GAUACCCAAAAUGUCGCCUUCUGCUGAUACUCCAGAAAUCUCAAACUCAGCCGACUCCACGGUUCUGAGCUUGAAGAAGUCCCUCUGCUCCGAGGAUUCACCUCUACCUAUUCGUUUCCGUGCUCUCUUUUCUUUGAAGCACGUUGCGACCACUGCCGAUGACGAUGCUACAAGGGUCGCUGCCAUUGAGGCCAUUGCCGCCGGUUUCGCCUCGCCCUCGGCUUUGUUGAAGCACGAACUCGCAUACUGUCUGGGACAAACAGGCAACACUGCCGCCGUUAAGCCUCUGCGACAGGUUCUCUCUGAUCUUAAGGAGGACCCCAUGUGCCGUCACGAAGCCGCUGAGGCCCUUGGUGCCCUGGGCUGGGCAGACAACCUGGACAUCCUCCGCGAAUACCGUGAUCGCAAGGAGGAGGAUAUUAGCAUUGUUGAGACAUGCGAGAUUGCCAUUGAGCGUAUCGAGUGGGAGAACUCGGCGGAGCGACAAAAAGAGAAGCUGCGCCCUAGUGACUUUGCCUCUAUCGAUCCCGCGCCCCCAAUGCCCGAAUCCGACAAGGAGGCCGAGGUUGAAGACCUUGGCCGAAAGCUCAUGGACACAAACGCGGAUCUCUUCUCCCGUUACCGCGCCAUGUUCGCCCUCCGAGAUCUCGCCUCUCCCCCUGACUUGCCAACUGCUACUCCUGCCGUCCUCGCCCUCGCAAAGGGACUGUCCGAUUCAUCCGCCCUGUUCCGUCACGAGAUUGCUUUUGUUUUCGGCCAGCUAUCGCAUCCUGCGUCCAUUCCCGCCCUUACUGAGGCAUUGAGCAACACCAACGAGGCCAGCAUGGUUCGUCACGAGGCGGCCGAGGCACUUGGAAGCUUGGGCGAAAAGGAUGGCGUUGAAGAUACCCUAAGGAAGUUCCUGCACGACAAGGAAAAGGUUGUUCGAGAGAGUUGUAUUGUUGCGCUGGAUAUUGCCGAAUACGAGAAGGGUGAGGACGCUGAGUAUGCUUUGAUUCCCGAGUCCGCAGGAGCUGCUGCAUGAUUUAUGAAUGCGUUCGCAUCGUCGAGUAUUACGUCUAGUUGUUUUCAUUCCAUCUAAAAGUAAAAUGUUAGGAGUAUAUCGAUAGAAGGAUCCCGGGUUUCAUACGAGUUACCGCAUUCGCAGCUGUAGA
Molecule: messenger RNA, 1154 nt
Organism: Fusarium graminearum PH-1
Lineage: Eukaryota; Fungi; Ascomycota; Sordariomycetes; Hypocreales; Nectriaceae
Exons: 2
Coding region: 11-1024 (337 amino acids)
Biological process (GO): peptidyl-hypusine biosynthetic process
Molecular function (GO): deoxyhypusine monooxygenase activity
Source: RefSeq, a predicted model, not a curated record